Hippocampus comes (tiger tail seahorse) is the source of this 1373-nucleotide messenger RNA. RefSeq names its product AP-1 complex subunit sigma-2-like. The record is from RefSeq and is a predicted model, not a curated record. Gene Ontology annotation, molecular function: clathrin-cargo adaptor activity. NCBI's taxonomy places the organism in Eukaryota, Metazoa, Chordata, Actinopteri, Syngnathiformes, Syngnathidae. Gene Ontology annotation, cellular component: AP-1 adaptor complex; membrane coat. The transcript is spliced from 7 exons. Gene Ontology annotation, biological process: intracellular protein transport; vesicle-mediated transport. The coding region runs from base 124 to 642 and encodes 172 amino acids.
CCGGCGCCUCUGACCAAUCACAAGCUUGACUGCGACUGGGAUCGGCAGCUUCUCACUGAGUGCUGUUGCUGCUGAUGGGUGGCUCGUUUAUUCCUCUUCUUCGGAACUGUGUCCAAAUUAACGAUGCAGUUCAUGCUUCUGUUCAGCAGACAGGGCAAGCUACGGCUGCAGAAGUGGUACGUGCCCCUGUCGGACAAGGAGAAGAAGAAGAUCACUAGGGAGCUCGUGCAGACCAUCCUGGCCCGCAAGGCCAAAAUGUGCAGCUUCCUGGAGUGGAGAGACCUCAAGAUUGUCUACAAGAGAUACGCCAGCUUGUACUUCUGCUGCGCCAUCGAGGAGCAGGACAACGAGCUGAUCACGCUGGAGAUCAUCCACAGAUACGUGGAGCUGCUGGACAAAUACUUUGGCAGUGUGUGCGAGCUGGACAUCAUCUUCAACUUUGAGAAGGCCUACUUCAUCCUGGACGAGUUCCUGCUGGGUGGCGAAGCUCAAGAGACAUCCAAGAAGAACGUGCUCAAGGCCAUCGAGCAGGGCGACCUGCUGCAAGAGAACAUAGACUCUCAGACGCGCAUGUUUGCAGGUAUGACAGUCCCUAAUGUGACCUCAGAGACUUCUGGACUAUUUCAGAACUUGACACGCUGAGCCCCGUCAUGAGUUCUUUAAUGUGCCUGUGUACUGAUUCGCCGCUGCUGCCGCCGCUGCCCACCGUGCCUGCGCCAUGCAUGCCCAGAACCUUUCGCUCUGCACCCUGUCCUUGUGCCGUUGUCGUAGCUACACCAACUGUACACACGAUAGACGCACAACUGUUACAAUUGUUGUCCAUCCAGUGGGACCUUCACUCACGAGUUUAAUUCGUCACGUGACCAAGCUCGCAACUCAAUCUACUUGGACCGUAGUACCUUGACUUUUGAGCUUGGGCCGUGACUAAGCUAGUACCUGAAUUUACUUGUUGUUUUGUCCGCUUUGCUAAUUUUUUUUUAAUUUUUUUAUUUCAAUUUCUGGACAUGAAGUAUUUCGUCUUUUUCUUGUAUGUCAUACAUGCAUGUGUUACCUGUUCGUGUAUCUUGUCUGUUUGUAAUUUUUAAAUGGUUUGUAUUGAUAAGCACAUACUUCACGAGCCAGCAUGACGCGAGAAGGAUCACUUUCCAUUCGUCUUUUUAGUGUGGUUUUAACAUGACAAGAGUAUUUGCUGUUUUUGCACCGAUGAUUAAUCAAAGGCCUCCUUGGCCUUUCACAUGAGUAAUACUAAAACAAAGCUUGAGCUGAUAGACACACGAGCUGUAUUUGCAGUCUGACAAAUCAACACACUUAUAGUGCAAGAAUUUGAUAUGUAGGUCAAUGAAUAAUAAAUGUUUAUUUUAGUUCUUGUUCUG